Molecule: messenger RNA, 2243 nt
Organism: Linum tenue
Lineage: Eukaryota; Viridiplantae; Streptophyta; Magnoliopsida; Malpighiales; Linaceae
Source: the annotation of a GenBank genome assembly
GUUAUAACUUAUAUGUAAUGAGCUGAAUAGUUCACUUGCUGCUUUUCACGGUUGGCAGUAAAGUUUCUGGCUUUGAGUUCAUAUACAUAUAUAUGUUGCCAGUUAUCCGUGGUUUGCUACUGAGUUGGAAAAGAUGCAAUCUUGUGGUGCCUUGCAUUGUGUAAUGAUUGCUCACUACUGCUUUCCUACAAUAUUUAGUUUUUGCACUUUGUGUCAGGGUAUAACUAUGUUGAUUUCAUUUUACAGGCGAAGCCAGAAAUUGCUUUCAAGACUCCAGAAGCUAGCUUGAAGCUGAAUCUUCAGGAUAUUCAAGGACUUGUGACCUGGGUGCUUGCUGAAGGGUUCAUGCCUUCUUGGGUGUUUAUUAAGAACAAGCCUCUUAUUCCAAAAGUGGUUAUGGCUUAUGUGCCUGGCCUAGAUGCAGCUUUGUACUUAUCGAAACCCAAGUUGUUCGCUGGUUUUAAAGAAUGCUGUGGGAAACCGAAGGCACAGUUAGCUAUUAGCUGUGUAACAGAUCGAAUGCAGACAAUAGAUGCUCUUCUAACAAGCAAGUCAAAAAGAAAGAGAGAUGAAGUCGAUUCAGAUUCAAAGAAAUCUGCUCCUGCUUCUGAACAAGGUGCAGAGAGGAGUGUUUCAGGCCUUGAAAAUUUGUCUUUCGCGGAGCUUGUGAAAGGGGUACCUUUUCCCCCGGCAUACUAUACGCUGACAUCUGAACAACUAGAGACCAAUGGAUAUUGUCCUGACCAACCGGGAUUUCUCUCUACCCUUCCUGUUCCUGGUAGCUCUCCUCAACAUGAUAUCCUGGCAGUUGACUGUGAAAUGUGUGUCACUAAAGAUGGCUUUGAGCUAACAAGAAUAACCCUGGUGGAUGUUGCAGGACAGGUAUUGUUGGAUAAAUUGGUUAAACCAAUUAAUGACAUUGUUGAUUACAAUACAAGAUUUAGUGGAAUUACAUAUGAAAUGCUGAAUGAGGUGACCACGACUCUUAAAGAUGUUCAGGAUGAUUUUCUAAAACUGGUUAACCAAGAAACCAUCCUCGUCGGUCAUUCCCUUGAGAACGAUUUAUUAGCACUAAAGAUCUCUCACAAAUUGGUGAUUGAUACUGCUGUGCUAUACAAACAUCCACGAGGUGGCUCUUAUAAAACCGCUCUUCGAAUUCUUGCCAAGAAAUUCCUCUCCAGGGAGAUACAACAAUCUGGUGCUGGACAUGACAGCAUUGAAGAUGCAAGAGCUGCAUUAGAACUUGCAUUGCUAAAGAUAAAAAAUGGACCUGAUUUCGGUUCUCCUCCAUCUUUUACUCGGAAAAAGCUCCUUUCAACGCUGGGCGAGUGUGGCAAAACCUCCUCUAUGAUCGAUGAUAUCUCCAUAGUAAAGCGCUACUCUUCCGAGACAUCCAAUGCUUUUCCUGUAUGUUCAGAUGAUGAAGCCCUUUUGAAAGCCAAAAAGGAGGCGAAGAAUGAACGGACACAUUUCAUCUGGACCCAAUUUUCGGAGUUGAAUUCCUUUUACGAAAAGCAAGUGGAGGAUGCAGAGAAUUUGAAUGGAAAGCUUGCUGAGAUGCUAUCGCUGCUUACGUGUGAGAAGAAGUCUGUCAAUAAGAAAGGCAUUCAUUGUGGGAUGACAACUGAGUUGAAGGACGUCAUAACUCGCUUGAAUAGAAGGAUUCGUGGGCUGUAUGCAGCUUUACCGACUAAUACCAUGCUCAUCAUUUGCACCGGCCAUGGAGACACGGCAAUUGUCCGGAAACUGAGGAAGAUGUUAGGGGACCAAAGCGAGACGAAGAUGAGUAGGGAGAGCAUUCUGAAGGUCUUGGAAGAGCUUCAAGCCCAAGCAGAAGUAGCUUUGUGUUUCCUAGGCUUGAAGAACUAGCAAGUUUCUUGGCCUGCCAUGAGUUGGAUGGUACUAUAGGAAGUUGUAGAACUUCAAAUUUUGUUCCUAUGUAAAUUUGCCAGCCAACCAGUGGAAAAAAAUUGUAUUACCAGAUUGUUAUGUAAUAUCAUAAUCAAAUACUACGAUAUGAAAAUUGGAAGUAAUCGUUGCGCAGCUGCCUCCCAGUCGUUUCAUCUUGUUCAUUCUGCCUAAAAAGAACAUGGCCCGGGUUACUGCAAUGCUGCUGCCUAAAGGGGUGUCUUCUUUGCCGAAACUAGUCUUUGUAAAAUCGUGAUAUAAGAAUGCUAGUGUUUGUAAAAUAGUACUAUAGUGCAGCAUUGUAACUCUGUGAGGUAAUGAGUUAAUAGAAGAAU